Molecule: messenger RNA, 996 nt
Organism: Blastocystis hominis
Lineage: Eukaryota; Bigyra; Opalinata; Blastocystidae
Exons: 6
Coding region: 1-996 (331 amino acids)
Biological process (GO): protein deubiquitination; proteasome-mediated ubiquitin-dependent protein catabolic process
Cellular component (GO): proteasome regulatory particle, lid subcomplex
Molecular function (GO): proteasome binding; metallopeptidase activity; protein binding
Source: RefSeq, a predicted model, not a curated record
AUGAAUUUUAUGCAGUUAAGGUCCCCGGGGCCUAAGAGAAUUAUCAACUCUUCCGAAACUGUAUAUAUAUCGCCUUUGGCACUCAUAAAGAUGAUAAAGCACGGAAGAGCCGGAGUUCCGAUUGAAGUUAUGGGUAUGAUGUUAGGCGAGUUCACGGACGAUCUCACUGUCUAUGUGAAGGACGUGUUCCCUAUGCCGCAGCGAGGAACAGAGGCAAGCGUUGAAACGAUCGAUGAGCAAUAUCAAAGCGAUUAUAUUGAAUUGAUGCGCCAAACUGGCAGAAUGGAAAAUGUCGUCGGUUGGUACCACUCGCAUCCCGGUUUUGGAUGCUGGCUCUCUUCCGUCGAUGUCAACACACAAACGAUGUUCGAAAAAACCGACCAGCGCUGCGUCGCAGUCGUGGUCGAUCCCAUCCAAUCCGUGAAGGGCAACAUCGUAAUCGACGCGUUCCGCUUAUUCCCCAACUCUGCUAGCAUGCUUCCCUCAUCUCCGCUCCAAAGCACGAGCAAUCGCGGACACAUCGUCAAAGCCACCACGCAGCAGCGUCAGCGAGGCUGCGGCCGCGAGUUUUACCGUCUCCCCGUGCGCUGGGACAUCGAUCCGUCCGAGGAGGAGCUUCUGACGCGUCUGUCGCGGCCGCAGUGGCAUGAGGGAAUGCUCUGCCAAUCAUUUGAGCGGAAUGAGGAGCGGAAUGGACGAUUGGUGAGCGAGGUGAAGUCGCUGGUGCGAGAGCUGAAGAAUCGCGUGGAGGAGGAGAGCAAGCGAUCGGAAGAAGGAUUUGUGGGAGAAGUGGACCCGAACCGACAAUUAAAGGCCGAUGCGGAAGAAUUGUUGACGGGGAAUCUGAUUCAGGGAGUGAAUGCUACGUUGAGUGAGAUAUUGUUUUGGAGUGUUUGUUGGAUGAAAGGAGAGGGAUGGGAGGAUGGAUGUACAGGUGAAUGUUUUUUUUGUAGAAAUGCGCUGUGUGCGUGUAGGGAAUGGCGAAGUAGUGCUUAA